Messenger RNA from Acytostelium subglobosum LB1, 1500 nucleotides. RefSeq lists its product as hypothetical. Gene Ontology annotation, biological process: mitochondrial respiratory chain complex I assembly. NCBI's taxonomy places the organism in Eukaryota, Evosea, Eumycetozoa, Acytosteliales, Acytosteliaceae. Gene Ontology annotation, cellular component: mitochondrion. The transcript is spliced from 5 exons. The annotation marks the transcript as partial. The record is from RefSeq and is a predicted model, not a curated record. Gene Ontology annotation, molecular function: protein-arginine omega-N symmetric methyltransferase activity.
AUGUUGAUGAGAAACAGUAAUAGAUUGGCAUGCCUUAUUAAGGGCAAUGUAUCAUCCUCAACAACAUUGUCAUCAUCACUUGGUCGCUCUACGACACUUGCGACUACUACUACGACGACAAAGAACAGAAGUAAUCAAUGUCUAUACUACAGCACAGACAAUAAUAACAAAGUGGAUAACAACAAGGAUGAUGUUGCCUCAAAGCUUUCAAAGAGAUCACAACAAGCAAAGGAGUACUCAUUCUCUGUUGACAAGAGCGGUCUAAAGCGAUUCCCUGCAACAGUUCAUACGAAUGAAAAGAAGUAUGCUAUAACAGAGUUUGAGAAGUAUCUUCAAACGAAUGCACAGGUUAGAGGACCAUUCUCAAUUGAUACACUGAUAAAGGAGUGUCUGACCAACCCAAAGUAUGGUUACUACAUGAACAAGGAUGUGUUUGGAAAGGGUGGCGACUUCAUCACUGCACCAGAGAUCUCACAGCUCUUUGGCGAGAUGAUUGGCAUCUGGUGUGUAGCCACCUGGGAGAGCAUGGGCCGACCUCCCCGUCUGCAACUAGUCGAGCUAGGACCUGGCAGAGGCACACUCAUGCAUGACAUACUUCGCUCCACUAAAGUGUUUAAGGACUUCUACAAAGCGAUAUCAUGUCAUAUGGUUGAGGUAAGCCCUCACUUGUCAAAGAUGCAGCGAACAAAGUUACUGUACUUUAAAGAUGAUAAGGAGGGCGCAGUCAGUGGAAAGACACCAGAGGAUAUCAGCGUAACAUGGCACGAGAGCAUUGAUCAAGUGCCAAACAACACGCCAUCAUUGUACAUUGCUCAGGAGUUCUUUGACGCGCUCCCAAUCAAUGUGUUCAAGUUCUCCAAGCAGAAGGGCUGGUGCGAGGUCCUGGUCGACGAGGACAUCACCAAGGACGGCCCGUAUCACCUGCGCUUCGUCCUUUCGCCAGGUCCCACAAUGAUGUCCAACGCCAUCCAAUAUCUGUUGCCAGAGUUUGGCGUGGAGGACUUCACCGUGGAGCUGGGCGUGGCGGGUCUGGGCAUUGCACAAAAGAUUGCGCUGCGCAUACAACAACAUUCUGGCGCCGCACUAAUCAUUGACUAUGGCCAGGACAAAUCGAUGCAGAACAGUCUGCAAGCCAUCAGGAAUCACGAGUUUGUCGACAUUCUCGAUCAUCCAGGCACUGCCGAUCUCUCCUCAUGGGUGGACUUUGCCGCCAUCAGGAAAUGUAUUAAGCAUCUUAAGAAGGAUGUGACAGCCAUUGGUCCAGUGGAUCAGGGCAUAUUCUUAAAGGAGAUGGGCAUUGAUCAUCGCAUUGAGAAGAUCGCCAAGAACUUGGAGAAGGAUGUCACCAAGCUGGAAGACCUCGCCAAAUCAUAUUAUAAGCUGGUCAGUCCAGAGGAGAUGGGAUCAUCUUACAAAGUAAUAACUAUACUGGAUAAGAAACUAAGUCCAAUUGGAUUCUCAACGGCCAAGUCAUACGAUGACGAGGAUAUGAUGAUCAGU